This is a messenger RNA of Prunus armeniaca (apricot), 771 nucleotides long. Lineage: Eukaryota; Viridiplantae; Streptophyta; Magnoliopsida; Rosales; Rosaceae. The record is from the annotation of a GenBank genome assembly.
AUGGUAGCAACUUAUGCUGGAAACUUUCAUCAAGAUUUUGACCUAACAUGGGGAGGAAACCGACCCAAAAUAUUCAAGGGAGGCCAGCUUCUGUCUCUAUCCUUGGACAAAGUUUCUGGCUCUGGGUUUCAGUCCAAGAAAGAGUACCUAUUUGGGAGGAUUGAUAUGCAGCUUAAGCUUGUUCCUGGCAACUCUGCUGGCACCGUCACUGCAUAUUACUUGUCCUCUCAAGGCCCUACCCACGACGAAAUCGACUUCGAGUUCUUGGGAAAUCUCAGUGGCGAUCCUUACGUUUUGCACACCAAUGUUUUCACUCAGGGCAAGGGAAACAGAGAGCAACAAUUCUAUCUCUGGUUUAAUCCCUCAAGAAACUUUCACACCUACUCCGUCAUCUGGAAACCCCAACAUAUAAUCUUCUUGGUUGACAACAUUCCCAUUAGAGUAUUCAACAACGCCGAAUCAGUUGGUGUCCCAUUCCCUAAGAGCCAACCCAUGAGGAUUUACUCAAGCCUCUGGAACGCCGACGACUGGGCCACCAGAGGAGGCUUGGUCAAAACGGACUGGUCAAAGGCACCGUUCACAGCAUACUACAGGAAUUUCAAUGUCAUAGAAUCGAAAACAUCCAACUCCUUCGCUGAGUGGCAUACCAAUGCGCUUGAUGCUCCCAGCAGAAGACGUCUCAGAUGGGUUCAGAAAUAUUUCAUGAUUUACAACUAUUGCACCGACUUAAAACGCUUCCCACAAGGCCCUCCAGUUGAGUGCAGACAUUGA